UUUCAAAUAUUUUAUAUUUAUUUGUUCACUAUUGAAAAAACUACAUUAAUAAAAAACCCUUUUAGGCCACCGUUUAGGAAUUCCAGACAGAAGAAAAACAGCCACCGCGCAGACAGCACUAAUGUUUCAUAAUAUGGAGAGUGUUACCAAUGUCAUGGAGUAUGAAAUCCUAGCAAAGGAGAGGUUACCCAAAAUGAUAUACGAUUAUUAUGCCUCUGGUGCAGAGGACCAGUGGACACUCCAAGAGAAUCGAAAUGCGUUCUCUAAGAUUUUGUUCAGGCCCCGUAUUCUUGUAGACGUUAGCAAUAUUGAUACAACCACAAGUGUCUUGGGAUAUAAGAUUUCAAUGCCCAUCAUGGUUGCUCCGACUGCAAUGCAGAAAAUGGCUCAUCCUGAAGGAGAAUGUGCAACAGCGCGAGCAACAUCUGCUGCUGGUACCAUCAUGACAUUAUCCUCAUGGGGUACUUCCAGUGUAGAAGAGGUUGCUUCAACAGGACCAGGCAUUCGCUUUUUCCAGCUCUAUGUGUAUAAAGACAGGAAUGUCGUUAUGCAACUCGUGAAAAGAGCAGAAAGGGCUGGUUUUAAGGCAAUUGCCCUUACUGUGGAUACGCCAAGACUUGGCCGUAGGGAAGCUGAUAUUAAGAACAGGUUUGUUUUGCCACCUAACCUGUCACUGAAGAACUUUGAAGGACUGGAUCUUGGAAAGAUAGAUAAGACUGAUGACUCUGGACUUGCUUCAUAUGUUGCCGGGCAAGUUGACCAGUCUCUUAGCUGGAAGGAUGUGAAAUGGCUUCAGACAAUAACACACUUGCCAAUCCUACUGAAGGGUGUAUUAACUGCAGAAGAUGCAAGACUAGCUGUAGAAUCUGGAGCAGCUGGAAUUAUUGUGUCGAACCAUGGGGCUCGACAACUUGAUUAUGCUCCUGCUACGGUUAUGGCCUUGGAAGAGGUCGUCAAAGCAGUUCAAGGAAGACUUCCUGUUUUCCUUGACGGUGGAAUUCGCCGUGGGACAGAUGUCUUUAAAGCACUAGCUCUGGGAGCAUCUGGUGUAUUUAUUGGAAGACCAGUUGUGUUUUCAUUGGCUGUCGAUGGGGAGGCAGGAGUUAGGAAAGUACUUCAGAUGCUUCAUGAUGAGUUUGAACUGACAAUGGCCUUAAGUGGUUGUCUCUCAAUCAAGGAAAUUAGUCGUAGCCAUAUCACAACUCCUUGGGAUCCCCUUCGCAUCACACCCCGGUUAUAAGCUGAUUUCUCAACUUCAUGCACAUGAUACAUACUUAUUCAACAAUAAAGGUGCCCCCUGUGAGAAUAAUGACCAUUAGUUCGUCGUCUUUUUAUCACAAUGGAGAAAAACAAGACGUUACACCGCUCUUCGUGAACGAAAAUAUAUUGCAUUUAGCAACUUGAAAUUGCACUAGAGCCAGAUAUGUGGUUCAGAUUUGACACAUUGUUCCAAGACAAAUGCAAUGUUGCCCCAACAUCUUCUAACAUUGAACUAUUAAGGCAAGGAACUUUUGAUGGAGAAACACAAAUAAAUGUGAGGGUGUUAGGCUAAAUUUAUAAGUUGAUUUAUAAAUAUUUGUGGCUUAUUUAUGUUUUUGGUUAAGCUCACAAGUCAAUCAUUCAAAAGUUGUAUGUUAUCAUUUACAACUUAUGAUUUUUCAGCUUGUUAGAAUUUUGUUCAUCUUUUAUUUGAACCAAAAAUAUUUGAAUUUA
Molecule: messenger RNA, 1713 nt
Organism: Solanum pennellii
Lineage: Eukaryota; Viridiplantae; Streptophyta; Magnoliopsida; Solanales; Solanaceae
Product: (S)-2-hydroxy-acid oxidase GLO1-like
Exons: 12
Coding region: 122-1240 (372 amino acids)
Molecular function (GO): FMN binding; oxidoreductase activity
Source: RefSeq, a predicted model, not a curated record